Saccostrea cuccullata (small rock oyster) is the source of this 1583-nucleotide messenger RNA. RefSeq lists its product as uncharacterized. Lineage: Eukaryota; Metazoa; Mollusca; Bivalvia; Ostreida; Ostreidae. The record is from RefSeq and is a predicted model, not a curated record. The transcript has 3 exons. Bases 22 to 1560 code for a protein of 512 amino acids. Gene Ontology annotation, molecular function: zinc ion binding.
AUCCUAAGUUUACUUCAAGAGAUGCGUGUAUUAUGUCAUAAACAUGACAAGUCUUAUUUGGACUUUGAUGACACCACGACUCUGACCGAUACAGACUAUUUGUCUUUGCUGGGACUCAACAAGGAAGAUUUCCAUACAAUAUGUGACGCUGUGAAAGAUGAAGUGAAACCAACACCGUCUAGGAGUCUAAGAAAAUCUGUUGCCAUAUUCCUGUGCAAAUUAAAGACUGGCUUGUCAAAUCAAAUACUGUCAACACUUUUCCAAACUUCCAAAUCCAGUUUAAGGAGGGCUGUUAGUGCUGUAAGAGCAGCAUUGAUGAUCAGCUUUGUGCCACACCAUCUUGGGUUUGAACACAUAAGAAGAGAGGAAGUCAUCGAAGACCAUACACGACAGCUAGCACAGACACUGUUUGGUAACAUCGACAAGAAACAGGCCAUAUUGGUACUGGAUGGCACUUACAUAUACACAGCUAAGAGCAAUAAUUUCCACUACCAAAGACGUUCUUACAGCAUCCACAAGGGGAGACCACUAAUCAAGCCUAUGGUUAUCGUGACUACUACUGGUUACUUUGUCUCUAUCUUAGGACCAUACCUUGCUGAUAAUAAAAACAAUGAUGCAUCAAUUCUCCAACACAUCAUCAAAACAAAUGCUGAAGAUAUUCGGAGCUGGCUAAGUGAAGACGACAUCUUUAUUGUUGACCGCGGGUUCAGAGAUGCUUUGCCUCUGCUUGAAGAUCUUGGAAUCCAGGCAGAAAUGCCCCGAUUUCUGCUCAAGGGACAAAACCAAAUGACUACUGAUGAUGCAAAUAUGAGCAGACUUGUGACAAAGGUCAGAUGGGUAGUGGAAUCUUCAAACGCACGUAUCAAGAGGUGGCGAUAUUUGGACAAGACACUACCCACUAAUCAAAUUCCCUUCAUCGGUGACUAUGUCAGGAUAAUUUGCGCACUCUCAAACAGAUUCUCUCCACCCCUGAGUAAAAGUAACAGCACUGAGGCUGAUGAUGCAGAGGCAGCAAAAAUGCUCUAUCUGUCCAAACAGGUGAAUAAUCUCAAACGAAUGGUUCAAGAGAAUGGACUUAACAGAAGAUCUACUCAAUGGCAAACAGUUCUUGAAUGUGAAAUUCAGAAUUUCCCCAUGUUGGAUGAGGAUCAGUUGCGGAAUUUGACUUGUGGCACCUAUCAAUUGAAGCUCUCUCGUAGCUACAUUCAAGAACACAUUGAGGGAGGAUGUGAUAUUUUCUUCCAUAAAGAAAAUGAUAGGCUCCUAAAGGUGAAAAUUCAGAGUCGGCACACAUCAUCAAAGCAGUAUUUAGUUUGGAUUGAGUAUUCUGAUUACUCUGUAGAGGCAUGGUAUUGUACCUGCAGAGCGGGUGCCAGAGUUGUGGGCAUGUGCUCUCACAUAGCAGCCAUCAUUUGGUACCUGGCAAAAGGAAGACAUGAACAAAGGACAUAUGGUGUGCGUGACUGGAGUGAGCAUGUCCUUGAUGCAGCUGACAUCCCACCUGCUUUGGACGAGUCUGACAGUGAUGACAGUAGCUGUGAAAGUGUUCCCGAGGAGUGAACAGUUAGUUAAUGUUCAUUGUA